Messenger RNA from Colletotrichum destructivum, 1509 nucleotides. RefSeq lists its product as uncharacterized. NCBI's taxonomy places the organism in Eukaryota, Fungi, Ascomycota, Sordariomycetes, Glomerellales, Glomerellaceae. The transcript has a single exon. The coding region runs from base 1 to 1509 and encodes 502 amino acids. The record is from RefSeq and is a predicted model, not a curated record.
AUGCCCUUUCUUGACGAAAUCACACUCUCUCGUGACCAUGAGAAGCUCUAUUCUCCUGGUCAAACCCUGAGCUUGACACCGCACAAGGCACCGAAUCCUUGGGGUUGGAAGUACUACCGGAUGCCGCCAGACUUGAAGGACGAAGCCACAGCCCAGGGAGCGGAGGACCGGGAACUUACCCGUCUGGCGAUGGUCUUCCAAGAGGGAAACCAACCGCACAGACUCGACCGUCAGAUCCAGAAGGACGAGUCGAAAAAGAUGAAGGUCGAAAUCCUCGAGCUUUUUGGCAUUGACCGAUUCGGAGAAUACACCCCCGGCACUCAAAAGCUCAAGUGCAAGGUGCUUCAGGUCCCUUCUAACAGCAACGAUGAUCACCAACUUCCGGCAGUCGACGACAUCAUCUUCAUCAAAGUUUUUGACCCCAUGUUCUUUCCCCGAAACGUCAGUGCCAUCGACAUGGAGUGGAAGGUUACCGCUCGCGCAGACAUGGCCUUGAGCAAUGAGGUCGGAGCGUAUGGGUUUCUGUACAAACACGGCCUCACAGGCAGCCCCCAUGUCGCGCCUCAAUGGCUCGGCUGCUGGACCGCUGAGGCUCAAACCACCGACCUCGAGUAUGAAGGCCGCACUCGACAUGUUGGUGUCAUCGCCUUGGAGUACAUUGACGGCAUCUGCCUGCAGAAACUGUUGCGGACCAACGAAGACGGCGAACAUCACUACAUUGGCGAUCGUCUCAGAAUUGACGACGACGUAAAGGCACUCGUGCAGCUGGACCAGGCCACUCGAUUCGGCGUGAUAGAAGAUCUCUUGGCCGACGUUGUCAUUCAGUACAAGGUCGGUGUCAACCACCCCUGCAUCUACCCGGAAAACAUCGUCUUGUCUUUCCGCCGCGGAUCCGAGGAACUGAAACGACCGCGUGUUUCGCUCGUUGGCUACAAAGACUCCAUUGUUAACCCUCUUCGUCAUCCGCCGCGCAACUCUUUCGCCGACUACCCGAAGCCCAUUCACCCCUUCUUCAGAAUUAGCUACAAGAGGCUGCGGUUAUUCUUUCUUUGCCGUUGGUUUCCCUCCGAUUGGCAACCUGAUGAGAACGAAAGAUGUCGCCCAUUGGAUCGAUGGUUGAUGAAUACGUUCGGCCCUUUCGCGGAUAAUGAAAAGUACAACGAUCGGAUCGAGCGCAACCCUGUAAUUGCUGCGAGAGCAGCUGUUUUGAUUGCCGCUCGCAGGUUGCGGGAGAAGGCUGCCGCGAUCAAGCCUACAGAAGCAGAAGAGACCGGCAUGGCCGAGAGCCACGAGGAUUCCCAGAAAACACGCGAACCAGUCAUCGAACCAAACCCCACCGCCUCACAAAUCGAAGAAACAUCUUCUCCGAACGUUGCCUCUUACAGCAUGCCCGUGGGAGAAGAGAAGGCUAUCGUGUCCGAGUCUACUGACGCGGGAGCGACAGAGGCGGCUGAGAGCCACGAGGAGCCCCAGAAGGCAGGCGAUUCUGGUCACGAGGAUCCGCUCUAG